Messenger RNA from Chiloscyllium plagiosum (whitespotted bambooshark), 3087 nucleotides. RefSeq names its product cytohesin-interacting protein-like. The record is from RefSeq and is a predicted model, not a curated record. NCBI's taxonomy places the organism in Eukaryota, Metazoa, Chordata, Chondrichthyes, Orectolobiformes, Hemiscylliidae. Gene Ontology annotation, molecular function: protein binding.
AAUUUCCGUCUGUUCAACUUCUGUAAACGCCUUGAGUUAAGCUCGAUCUAGCUUUUCUCGACUCCAUGGACGUUACUUUACAGUGAUGAGACUGGUUGAUUCGCAGUCAUGACUUUUCAAAGUGUCCUUCAAAUGAACGUCAACGCGAAUUACAAGGCAGCGAAUUCUUCAUCAGCGAGCUACGGCCCUUAUUCUGAGAUCUCCAACCGGAGCUUCUCUGCUGAAAAUGAUAACAAGCAUCUUCAGAUUCUCGCCAACUCGCUGGGUACAUUGCCCCGGGGGCGAAGACAGCUUUCAUUGACUAGAUCAAACUCCUUGGCGGACACUUCAGAUUUUCGAAAAAAAAUGGUUGUUUUAAAUAAGCAAGAUAAUGAAACGUUUGGAUUUGAGAUUCAGACUGUUGGAAUGGAUCAGCAAAAUGCUAAUACGUUACAGAUGUGCACGUACGUCUGCAAGGUGUAUGACAACAGUCCUUCUCAAUUUGCAGGGCUGAAGGCUGGCGAUAUGCUAGUUAACAUCAAUGGAGUCGAUACUGAAGGGUUUAGUCACCAAGAAAUUGUUGAUCUAAUUAAGGCAUCUGGUAAUUUAUUAAGCCUGUUGACUGUUCAUAAGGACUCCAUUAGAAGAGAUCAACUUGAAACAAGAUUGCAUUUUUUAAAGAAAACACUUCAAGAGAAAUGGGUGGAGUACAGAUCAAUUUUGCUACAGGAACAACGCCUAGUUCAUGGACUCUUGAGGAAUGGUAACACAACAGAAUCUACAGAUUCCUUUCUGUACAACAAUAAUGCGUUAUUUGGAUCAACCAGACGGAACAAAGAGAGAUUUUCCAGUGACAGCAGCUGCAAGAGUCAACUCAGCCUAAUGACUGUUGAAAGUGAGGAUUGUGACUUCCAACUCAGUGUGUUUGAUGACUCAGGAAGUCACUGUAGGCGGAGCAGUAUGGAUGAAGAAUGUAUCUUCCACAGGGAACCUGAUACAUUGACACCAAAAACUCACCUGAGUAGGAGCAGGAGCAUUAGUGUGUCCAGUAAUGGGAGUGGACACACAUCACCGUCAUGGGACUUAAACAGCGGCUUUGGGACAGUUUCUCGAAGGUGCAGGAAAUCAAGUGUUAGGAAACGCCUCAUGAAGUUCAUUCCAGGCCUAAAUAGAUCAGUUGAAGAGGAUGAGAGUCAUUUUUAGAAUUUUAUAGCAAUUUUUUAAUACAAUAAUGAUACUGCUAGAUUCAUAAUAGCAUUAAGAAGCAACAAAAAAAACUGUGGCAUUACACUGUUUCAAAAACUCUUGAUUGCAGGCUGGAUCUGUGUGAAAAUAUAGUAAAACCUUUUUAGAGAAAUUGUAUAGCUUUAAUCAAAAGUUAAUUUUACUGUACAUUUUUAUAUAAUCAAUUUUAUUCCUAUAAUCAGGUUCAAGUAUUGGAGGUAUCUUUCAUUGAGCAAUAUGUUCACGUUAUUUCAUAUUAACAGUUGCUUUUAUAAGGCUGUGAUUUUAAAAGCCAUGAUCCAAAAAUUAGUUGAUUGUUCUAAUGUGAUCUUAUGAAGUGCACUCCUGCAACCUGAUUGCUUAGAGUUUUGAAAACUACAGUCACGUGUCAAUCUUCCUAAAGUACAUAUAUAAAGGGCCCACUUAUGGUACAAUGGCAGUGUCCCUACAAAAACAGAAGUUGCUGGAAAAACUCAGCAGGUCUGGCAGCAUCUAUGCAGAGAAAUCAGAGUUAACUUUUCAGGUCUGGUGACCCUUAGAACUGUGACCCUACUAAUAUCCUUACCCCUGGACUGGGAGAGCUAAGUUCAAGACCCACCUGCUCCAAAAGUGUUUAAUAAAUCUCUGAACAGAUUGAUGACAAAAAUAUAUUAAAUAAAUCAACUCUAGAAUUGAAAAUUUACAAUUAGCCAACAAUUCACAAACUUUCCUCAUCAGACAGCAACUAAAUAUGGAUUUACUUCAAUCCCUUUAACCUAUUUCCAAAAGGAAGCAAUCUAGUUUUGGCUUUAAAAGAGCAAAUUCAAUUAAAUGUUAUGGUGCUGUAAACACUAACCCUCUAGAGCUUGCAGAGUUAGUUGAAUGCAUCAAAUUUGCCUGGAACUAGUAGGUGCUUGAACCACAACUGGGCAAUAUUUACUGCAAGCACAUGCUCCCUCUCGGUGAAAAUCCAAGUGCCAGUUUAUUAAUGGGGGGAUAGGGGUAUUCCAAAGCCACCUUCUCAAGCCUCCAUGUUUCCCUGACCUCUUCAGCAAUGGCAGUCUAUCUAUAUUCAUAAAUUAUUUAUGAUUCUUUUGGGUAUCCAGGCUUCCCUCCAGUUCCUUCCAUUCACACGUUUGUGCAUGCCGUCCCAAUUGACUUGCAUUCUUAAACUGGCUGAUUCAAGAAAGUGAAACAACAGAAAAGGGAAUUGCCACCCAUAGCCACUCCUCUGAUGCCUCAAGCUCUAGCAAUGAGAUCGUUUUCGCCCCUUACCAGGCCAAACAGAAUCUGAAAAUAGACAGGAAAAUGCUACAAGCAGGUCAUUUCUUUUCCAGUGCUUUUUCAACAGCAAUUGCUGCACAUGUAUGGAAGAACACUUGAGGAAAUAUGAGGCCAAUUUGUGCAUUUAUUUUCUCAGUUUUAUCUUCAUUAACCACAAGUAACUCUUAUAGUUGAAUGGAUACAGUCUUCUUUGGAGAUCAUUUAUUGUUAAUUUAAUUUUUUCAAUGUUUCACUUGUUUCCUUCCCUCUGCAAGUCAUUCUAAGAUAGUUUUAAGAUGGCAAAAUGUUUGAUGUCAGUAGAAGGUUUAGAAAUAGGAAUUUGAAAAUGAGGAUGCAUGAAGCCAUUCAUUUCAAGUUGCAUUCAGGUAUGUUGACUUAAUGAACUUUUAAAAUGGGAUAGUAUGCAUAUUUUUGAUUAUUUUCAAAUAAGAUUAUAUACAACAUUCAAAAAUAAGUAAUCUCCGGUUUUAAAAUGAAAUAAAAUGAGUUAACAAAAUAAUUGGAAAGGAGCAUGCACCCUCUGGCUCUGUGCAUAUCCAAACAUACCCUCAGUUGAGUUCAGGAUAUUUUCCCAGUUUUAUUAUUGUGAAGUGUGAACAAAAAUAAAUUCUCUGCAUAAUU